AUGUGUAAGGUUAUGGCCGUCAGAAACAUGAAGUCUCUUCAGAAAGAAGACGGUAGCUUUUACAUUGGAAAGGCUGAUGAUAAAUUUACAAAUGAUGUCACAAGCAUAAAAAACAAUAACUUCACACUUUGCAAUGACAACAAACAUGUUUAUAUCAGGGAUUCGGUGUCACGUGACUCGCUGGCAGAUGUCAAAGGUCGUCGGUGUACACAAUAUUGUCGUAAAUUAUUUGACACGGAACUCCAGGAGAUGAGAUCCACCGAGUUAUGGCGAGCCUGUUUCACAGAGUUUGUUGGGACGUUUCUCUUGUGUUUUUAUCACAUUGGAAUUAUUAUCUUUGGGUCCGGAGAUGCAGAGCCGCCGCCGCUUUUGCACAUCUCUUUUGGACACGGUCUGUUUGUGGCUGCUGUCGUCACGGCUCUAGGAGACACAAGUGGAUGUCACAUGAACCCAGCUGUCACCUUGGCCUUGGCCUCGUUACGUCAGAUAGGAAUAACCAGGGCCGCAUUUUACAUAAUCUGUCAGUGUGUUGGAGCCAUUUCUGGGUCCAUGUUGUUAAGGGAGGUUAGUCAUCCGCAUCUGAUUGGUAAUCUUGGAGUGAUUUCCCCUGGGCUGAAAAUUACGAUUGGGCAGGUUCUGUGCACGGAAUUCAUCAUCACAACCUUUCUACUGAUGGUCGUGGUGGCAACGUCGGACAAGAGAAGACACAACGCCCAAGUGUCGGCCCCUCUCAUCGUGGGUCUGACGAUUGUUGUCAACACACUGAUCGCUAAUAAAAUAUCUGGGUCAUGCAUGAACCCGGCCAGAGCUUUGGGCCCUGCCGUUGUUAGGGGCGAGUUCGCUAACUUGUGGACCAUCCUGGAGACAACACAUGACUGCUGCGUUGCCAGGAGUCUGGACAGCAAAAUUGACGCCACGCCUGGAUUAGAGCAGCUGUUUUCUGAAUCGUUACCAGAGACUCAUUUAUAA
Molecule: messenger RNA, 969 nt
Organism: Candidula unifasciata
Lineage: Eukaryota; Metazoa; Mollusca; Gastropoda; Stylommatophora; Geomitridae
Source: the annotation of a GenBank genome assembly